Molecule: messenger RNA, 396 nt
Organism: Puccinia graminis f. sp. tritici CRL 75-36-700-3
Lineage: Eukaryota; Fungi; Basidiomycota; Pucciniomycetes; Pucciniales; Pucciniaceae
Exons: 4
Coding region: 1-396 (131 amino acids)
Source: RefSeq, a predicted model, not a curated record
AUGAGGAGUCCGACCCGGCGUGAGAGGAAGAUGAUGAUGCCCUCGGGCGACGGACUCGAUGUAUGGAAGUGGUUCCGAAGCGGAGGAGGAGGGAGGCCUCGGGAGCCCACCGGCGCCAGGGAGCUCCGCAACCACGGCGGAGAGAGGUACGGGGAUUUUGUGAGGAAAUCCUUCUGGGGCGGACCAGCCAAGUCCCGCUUGGCCGACCCCAAGCGCUGGGCCGAUGAGAUCAUCGACACACCCCGACCUCAACUCCUCAUCUCGUCCGACACACCAUCACCUCCUCAUCUUGUCCGGCACACCAUCACCUCAUCAUUUUGUCUGACACACCAACGAAAAUAUGUCCGACUCUGCGGUGAUGGACUCGACCGAGCUGGAGAUCAUCGAGGCGAAUAA